AUGAGCGACGAAAUUACCACCAGCAGCAGCUCGCCGCCUGCGCCUGCGCCUGCCUCCCCGCUGGACAACGACGAUCUCCUCGAGGAGAUCCUUCUCCGUCUCCCACCGCAGCGGUCCUCUCUCCGGCGCGUCUCCGCAGUUUGCAAGCGCUGGCGAGGCCUCGUCGCUGACCCCAGGUUUCUCCGCCGUCGCUUGGAGCCGCCCCGCCUUGGCGCCCUCGUCUGCAGCGACAAGGAGAUUGUAUUCACCCCCAUCCUUGACCUCACGGAGGGCACCCCUUUGGAGCGUUUUGACCUCGGACACUGCAGCAAUCGCCGUCAUUACCGUGUGCUCGAUUGCCGUCACGGCCGUGUCCUCGUCAAAGACAACCGGCAGACAGAGCUUGUUGUGUGCGAACCCAUUACAGGUGAGCAACACCGCGUGCCGAUUCCGGCAGAAUUCAAGUGGGUCCGUGGCCACCUCAACGGGGUGGUGCUUUGUGCCGCCACGGCGCAUGACCGCAUGCACGGUAUCUGCCAGUCCAGCCCAUACAAGGUUGCACUGAUGUCCAUGUAUGAAACUGACUUCAGAGUCAUCGCAUGUGUUUACUCCUCAGAGACUGGUAUAUGGGGUAGUUACGUCUCCACAUCGGCUCCACGUUCGAGUUUUUAUGCUCAUAAUCAUGGAACCCUAACUGGUAGUGCCAUUUACUGGUUGCCCAUGAAAGAUCACAUACUUGAAUUUGAUUUGGAUAGAGGGACACUUGCCAUGAUCAAGGGGCCUGGUCUUAAUGAACCCCACAAACAUCGGAUCAUCAAAGCAGAGGAUGGUCAUGUUGGUCUUUUCGUGUUAACUGAAUAUAGCAUUCAAAUGUGGCAGAUGAAGGUCAAUUAUCAAGGUGUUACCACAUGGUUGUUGCGGAAUGCUGCAAUUCAUGGGAUCUCUCCUCGGGUUAAGAUAAAAAAGACACGAUUGCUUGGGUAUGAUGAGGAUACUGAAGCAAUAGUUCUAAAUAUGCGCGGGGGAGUCUAUAUGGUUGAACUCAAGUCAAUGCAAUGCAAGAAACUUCAUGAAGUCACUAAUUAUGCAAGCUGUCGCUAUUAUCCUUUUAAGAGUUUCCGUCCUCCAGGCAUAGGCAUUGCUGCUGGAUGUGAUGGAGCUGAAGCGUGGCACGGUGCAUUGGGAUGAAUGUUUCAUUUUUUGAUUUAAUAUAAUGUGCUGAAAUCGUUCAGCAAGUAAGAAUAUCACUUGAAUAUAGUUUGUGAGAAUUAAACUGUUUUAGUUUUUCACAAGCAUGUUCAUCACCAUAGAUCGAUUGU
Messenger RNA from Triticum dicoccoides, 1298 nucleotides. RefSeq lists its product as uncharacterized. Bases 1 to 1167 code for a protein of 388 amino acids. The record is from RefSeq and is a predicted model, not a curated record. Lineage: Eukaryota; Viridiplantae; Streptophyta; Magnoliopsida; Poales; Poaceae. The transcript has 2 exons. Gene Ontology annotation, molecular function: protein binding.